This is a messenger RNA of Camelina sativa (false flax), 627 nucleotides long. The record is from RefSeq and is a predicted model, not a curated record. Lineage: Eukaryota; Viridiplantae; Streptophyta; Magnoliopsida; Brassicales; Brassicaceae.
AUGUCAAUCAUUCUUUCUUUAUCCCCUUAUUUGUUUAUUCUUUGUACUGAAGUUCUGAUAGCUAAUAUCAAAAAGGCAGAAAGGGAGGAAAAGAUUACGGGCAUUAAGAUUGCUCGUGAUUUGCCCCCUAUUUCUCAUUUGCUCUUUGCGGAUGAUAGUCUGUUUUUCUGUCAAGCGGAUGAAGAACAAUGUUCAACGGUCAUGAAUAUCAUAGGCAACUAUGGUAAAGCAUCUGGUCAGGAGGUAAAUUUGGAUAAGUCCUCCAUUAUGUUUGGUAAAAAGGUGACUUCAGAGGUUAAGGACAGGGUAAAAUCAGUCAUUGGAAUCUCCAAGGAAGGGGGUAUGGGUUCCUAUUUGGGAAUUCCUGAGAGUCUCGGAGGAUCGAGAGUUCAAGUCUUCGGUUACGUUCGAGAUAGGAUGAAUGACCGGGUGAAUGGUUGGACAACAAAAUUCUUAUCUAAGGGAGGGAAGGAAGUAUUACUAAAGUUGGUGGCUUUGGCUCUCCCUACGCAUGUUAUGUCUUGCUUCAAACUCCCUCAAGGCUUAACGACCAAAUUGACGAGUGCUAUAUCAAAUUUCUGGUGGAGUUCUGAUGGGAAGGAUCGGGGGCUUCACUGGGUGGCUUGA